AGGAAGAUUUGGUCCUGUAGACCGUAGCCAUAGAGAGGAAGGAGCACCUGACACUGCAUUUUGGACACAGACUGCCUGGAUUGGUCAGAUCUCAUCUUCAUCAUGAUCAUCAUCAUCUCUCUGCUCCUGUUGGGCUCUCUGCUGCCAAACCUGAGCUUCACUGCCAGUGUCAAGGUGAGUAUAGUGAAUGGCACUGAAGCACGACCUCACUCCAGACCUUACAUGGUUUCUGUUCAGGAGGAUGGGGAACAUGUUUGUGGAGGAUUCCUCAUUUCUGAUCAGUUUGUUAUGACUGCUGCACACUGCAGAAAUGACACUGAGAUUCUGACAGUUGUGGCAGGUAUACAUGACUUAGAAAGCAGAAAGGAAAACCAUGUCCGCAUUAAGGUGAAUACCUAUAACAUGCAUCCAGAAUACAUCCCUGAUCCUCCUGAUCCUGAUUCAUGGAUACCUGACAUAGCCGACCUGAUGAUUCUGAAGCUGGAUAAAAAAGUCAAACUAAACAACAAGAUCAACACGAUUCCCAUACCAAUGACACCUGUGAAUAUCAGUGUGGGCACUAAUUGCAGUGUUGCCGGCUGGGGGUUUGUGGAAAAUGGCGGUCCUACGAGUCAAACCCUCAGAGAGGCAAACGUGAAGAUUAUGGAUGAUACAGACUGUGCUCGAUGGGACGAGGCAUAUGUAGCUCCAAAGAUGAUGUGUGUAUAUGGCCAUGGAGGAACCUGUGAGGGGGAUUCAGGAGGUCCUUUGGUUUGUAACAACAUUGCGGUGGGUGUUACAGCCUUCUCACUCAACAACAGCUGCAACGAUCCUGAUCUACACAAUGUUUAUACAAAAAUUUCUGCAUUUCUUCCAUGGAUCCAGAGCAUAUUAAGAGCUAACUGA
Molecule: messenger RNA, 885 nt
Organism: Paramisgurnus dabryanus
Lineage: Eukaryota; Metazoa; Chordata; Actinopteri; Cypriniformes; Cobitidae
Product: mast cell protease 2-like
Biological process (GO): proteolysis
Molecular function (GO): serine-type endopeptidase activity
Source: RefSeq, a predicted model, not a curated record